Messenger RNA from Linnemannia hyalina, 1563 nucleotides. Lineage: Eukaryota; Fungi; Mortierellomycota; Mortierellomycetes; Mortierellales; Mortierellaceae. The record is from the annotation of a GenBank genome assembly.
AUGAGUGGGGCAACGAUCCCCGUCAUCGACGACAUCUCCAUCCUAUACUCCGAGCCCAAGUUGGCCAGCGCACGCGCCCGCUGGGCCAGCCUCGUCCACGACUUUGAACAGCUCUACGGUCGUGUGCCAGAUUUCAUUGCCCGCUCCCCCGGUCGUGUGAACCUCAUUGGCGAACACAUCGACUAUGCAGGAUUCGGUGUCCUCCCCAUGGCCAUUGAGGAUGACUGCCUCAUCGCCGUCGCCAUCGACAACACUGGUUCUGACUCUACCGUCAAGAUCUCAAACACCAACAGUGCCAAAUACCCUGCCUUGAAGUUUGUCCCCAAACCCGCUGCCCAAGGUUAUGUCGAUAUCGAUCCUCAGGCUCACGUCUGGUCAAACUACUUUGCGGCUGGGUACCGUGGCGUGUUGGAGGAUCUGCAGAUCGAGAAGCCCAAGGGGAUGCUUUGCUUGAUGAGCGGUACUGUCCCUGCUGGUGCUGGUCUUUCGUCUUCGUCCGCGUUUGUCUGCUGUGCGGUCAAUGCCACCCUCAAAGCUCAGGAAUCGCUUCUCCCAGUAGGAAAGACCCCCACGGCCCACGAGUUGGCCAUCAUCUCUAUCCGGUCAGAGCGUUACGUCGGUACUAUGGGCGGUGGAAUGGACCAAGCCUGCUCGAUCCUCGCCAAACCAAACUCGGCCUGCUUCAUCGAGUUCCACCCCGUCCUCAAGGUCACCCCCGUCGCGUUCCCCACCACCAUCCCAUCCAUCGCCUUUGUUAUUGCCGACACCCUCGUCACCUCGGACAAGGCUGUUACCGCCCCGGUCCGUUACAACUUGCGCGUCGUCGAAACCCGUGGAGCUGCCAGGAUCUUGGCCUUGGCUCUUGGGAUCCCUAUCCCCGAGUCUGGCAAGCUUCACCUGAAGCAGGUCUUGGAUGCACACUUUAACAAGAUUGGAUACACUCCUACGGCGGGCAAGACCGAGGCUGAGAUCGACAUUGAGAAGCUGACCGAGAUGGGUCAGGUUGUUGAGAGAGUGUUUGGAACCGACGAGAUCAAGAAUGGAGUUACUUUUGAGAAACUGUGUGAGUUGUCACAGUUGUCUGAGGUCGAGUUCACAAGACUGUAUAUCCAGCAGCCCAUCCGCGCCGAGCGCUUCCAUCUCUACCGUCGGGCCAAACAUGUCUUUGGCGAGGAGAAGCGUGUGGUCGAGUUCAGGGAUAUCUGCGAGAAGGCUGAGGCCAAGAAACAGAGUGCUGAGACCGUGUUUUCUUUGUUGGGUGGGUUAAUGGAUGCCUCGCAGGGGUCCUGUCACGAACUGUUUGAUUGCUCCUGCGACCAAUUGGAGGAAUUGACAAAGUUGGCGCGUCGGUCGGGUGCCUAUGGCUCGAGGUUAACAGGGGCCGGAUGGGGUGGCGCGUCGGUGUCGCUUGUGCCAGAGGACAAGGUGCCGGCGUUCAUUGCCACGCUGAAGAAGGAGUACUAUAACAAGCACCAUCCUGAGCUUUCUGAGGAGGAACUCGACAACGUCGUCUUUGCUUCUGCCCCCUCCAGCGGUGCCGCCACCUUUGUCGGCCGUGUAUAG